AUGGUUUUUGAAGCACAGGGGCAAGAUGAUGGAAUGGAUGAUUCAAUUGAUGACUCAUUAGAUGAAGAUGAAGAUCAAGAUCAAGAUGAUGGUGGUGAUUUAGAAGACGAUGGUGAAGGAAAUGGAAAUGGUGAUGAUGAAGGUGAAGGUGAUGAUGAUUUGGGGGAUGAAGAAGAAGAUGAUGAAGACGAAGAUGAUGAUUUGGUAAGUGACGGCCAACCAGAUGAUGAUGAUGUAGAUCUUCCGCAGUCUUCAGAUGAUGAUGAUGAUGCAAAUUUUAAAGUUGAAGAUGAUGAUGACGUUGAACCAGAGGAACAAACCACACCAGCUCCUAAAAAGCGUGGAUUAAGUCUGAAAAUCAAAUUAACAUCAACAAAAGAAGAUACACCUGGCAGAGAUGAUACAGACCUCGAAGAUACUAGACCAAGCAAGUCUAAAAAAUCCCAUACCAAAUCAACACCAUCUAAAAAUUUGUUACAACCACCUCAGUCAUCUCAAAGAGGUAGAGGAAGACCUAAAAAGGUGGUGAGCUAUGAAGAAGAUGAUAUAGAUGAUGAAUUAGAAUCUGAUAGUGAAAAUGUUAUACCAACACCCGCUUUAGAUGACGAGCUCCUUUUAACUGAUGAAGAAACAGAGUAUACACCAGAUAUAACCAAAAUGACCGAAAGACAGCGUGCCAAAUUAGAAAAUGAUAAUUUAGAUGAAGAUAAAACAGAAAACGAUAAGUUUCUAUCGUUAAGUAAUAAGGUUAGUAAAAGAAGAAUAUUGACCGAGGAGGAGAAUCAAUUAAGAAAAGCAGAAAUUGCAAGAAAGAGAAAGAACUUAACUGAACGGAAAUUAGAAGAAGAGAAACAAGAUACUAUUAACAAAUUGUUGAAGAGAAGAGCAGGUAAAGCCAGUGCAGCUCAAUUAAAAGAAGACGAGGAAGUGAAUAAUAUCAAGGAUAAGCCAAGAAGACCCCAAAUUCAACAUGAAGCAUUAUUUUCAUGGGUUUCCAAACGUGAUGGAUUACAAUUGAGAGUACCUGGGCCAUUGAUCAAUGAGGUUAAAGCUGCUAAUAAGUAG
Messenger RNA from Hansenula ciferrii, 1065 nucleotides. It is a transcript of the gene IES2, whose product is annotated as Ies2p. The transcript has a single exon. Lineage: Eukaryota; Fungi; Ascomycota; Saccharomycetes; Phaffomycetales; Wickerhamomycetaceae. Gene Ontology annotation, biological process: chromatin remodeling. Bases 1 to 1065 code for a protein of 354 amino acids. Gene Ontology annotation, cellular component: Ino80 complex. The record is from RefSeq and is a predicted model, not a curated record.